AUGGUCCUCGGCUGGCUGCUGCUUCUGAUGAUGGCUCUGCCCCCGGGCACGACGGGCGUCAAGGACUGCGUCUUCUGUGAGCUGACCGACUCCGCGACCUGCCCCGGUAUCCCCAUGCGCUGUGGCGAUGACGAGGACUGCUUCACGGGCCAUGGCGUGGCCCCAGACAUUGGCCCCAUCAUCAACAAGGGCUGUGUGCAGAGCACUUUGUGUGGCCGCGAGGAGCCUGUCAGCUACAAGGGCGUCACCUACAGCCUCAUCACCACCUGCUGCACGGGCCACCUGUGUAAUGGGGCCCUCGACCCCUCAGGCAGCCGGAUGGCCGGGGCCACCACCAGCCUGGCGCUGGGUGUGCUGCUGUUGCUCCGACACGUGCUGUGA
Molecule: messenger RNA, 381 nt
Organism: Sus scrofa (pig)
Lineage: Eukaryota; Metazoa; Chordata; Mammalia; Artiodactyla; Suidae
Gene: SPACA4
Product: sperm acrosome associated 4
Biological process (GO): sperm-egg recognition
Cellular component (GO): membrane
Source: RefSeq, marked provisional